UGAGGUCUCCCUGCCUUUUGUUUGUGACUGUGGAGCUGCACUUGAGGAGCCUGUGAGGAGCGAAUUGUGGAAUAUCAUGAAGUGAAUCCCAGCAUCCAACACCUCAGACACGUCCAUGGACUUCACCUUCAUGUGCUGCUUGGAGAUCCAGAGCUUCAGUUUUAUCAUUGGUGACCUUCAGAGCAGGCGUGACAGUGUGGCACUUUGACAACUCCAGCCGGAUACUGAAUUUGAACAUUAGUAGUACGUGAGGUGACUUUCAAAUGAUCGCUUAGUAGAAAUGUUAUAAUAACUGUGGACUUUUAUAUGUAGUGCCAUAUUUUGCUCAGCUGUUAUAGAUAAAUGAUAUGCGCUAAAUACAACAGAAUUAGAAGAUACGUGUGUGUUUCUGCACUAAUACUUGUCUGCAAAUUUAACACUUCAAUGAUGAUAUGAGCAUCAGGACACAGGAGGGCAGCUCAUCAGAGCCACAUGACCUUACUGGUGACAAGUGACGACUUCAGUUCUUGAUGCCUCUCAGAUGGCAUUCACUACAAUGACAGUCUACAGGAAGGUCACAUCUUCUGUUUUACAUCACGACUGAAUCGGCUCAUGUUGUUUGUUCAUUAAUUUAAAUCUAAGAUGUGUUUGUGUUAAGUGAGAAGACAUCAAUCGUCUUUUGGUGUAAAGCUUCACUCCAGGAGGUCUUCUAUUCUGACGUCCCUCAAGCCCACCUGCUCUUCCGCUCUGCUCUUCUACUCUGUAGACAUUUCUAGAUGUUUUAAUGUCCACUUGGUGGCCAAUGCCGUCCACUUCCUGCUCAGUCAUCACAUCUCCAGCACGUCAGCCAUUUCUAACUCACAAAGACUAAUCUCUCGGUCACAAUGGACGUCAGACUUGUUGUGAUUCUCCCCAUCUUUAUAACAUGUGUUGUCCCCAGGCUCAUCUCUCCAGGGUCCCCAGAAGUGAUUGAAUGUGACCUGAGAAACGCCAGUGUGGUCAUCUGGUACCGGCAGUACCCUGGGCAGCCCCCGGUGGCUUUAGGGUUCUAUGACAACAACUCAGUUCUUUCACCAAUAAUGUUUAUUGACUAUUUUAAUGGAGUCUUUUCUUAUUCCAAUGAGAGUGUGACUUUAACAUUUAAAAAUGUCACCAAAAGUGACGCUGCAACUUAUUAUUGUGUGAAGAAGGAGAGUCAGAGGUCCGUGUUUGGGAAUGGAGUCACGCUGACUUACGAGGAGACGUACAAUGUGACGUUGUAUAAAUACUCCACCAUUGCACUAGCUGGGACUUUGGGCCUCGUGGUGCUGGUUGCUUUCUAUUUGAAAAUCAAAGAUCUCAUUUUCUCUCCAGUCCCACAGGACCAGCAGACUCAAGAGAAUGACACACAAUAUGCAGCUUUAGAUUUUAAAACAAAGCAAAAGAAUAAAAAAAGAAAGAAUAAAAUAAUGACAGCAACAAACUUUGAAACAGAAUAUGCGGACAUCGUUCAACGGGGCACCAGAGCUGUGUGAAGAGACUGUCAGGCGAGGCGUUGGCAUUUUGUUCAGAGUUUGUGAGGAAUUUGUCAAGUUUUCUCAUUUGUGUUAUCUCUGUAAUAUUAAAAUUUAAUAUGAAAUAAAAUGGAAUAUAAAGUGUAUAAACAGUAUGUAUAAUACAAGAAUACGCCGUACUGAGGGCAGAGUGUGAGCGUGUCGAUUGGCUCUUUUUAUUUAGCCCUGAAUUACAAGAUGGCUGUGUGGAUUGUGUUUUACUCUUUUCUUGUUUUAGUCGUUGAUCUCAGCUGCCUCACCUGCUCUCAGCUUACGUUUUGUCAGUCGUGUCUCUUUGUCUUUGUCCUUUCCCCCAUUUUGAUCAUUUAGGCUCUCAGGUGUUGUCCUAACUGAGUCAGCA
Molecule: messenger RNA, 1872 nt
Organism: Polypterus senegalus (gray bichir)
Lineage: Eukaryota; Metazoa; Chordata; Cladistia; Polypteriformes; Polypteridae
Exons: 5
Coding region: 864-1493 (209 amino acids)
Biological process (GO): response to bacterium
Source: RefSeq, a predicted model, not a curated record